Messenger RNA from Lampris incognitus (smalleye Pacific opah), 7240 nucleotides. It is a transcript of the gene nfatc3a, whose product is annotated as nuclear factor of activated T cells 3a. Gene Ontology annotation, cellular component: transcription regulator complex. Gene Ontology annotation, biological process: cytokine production; regulation of transcription by RNA polymerase II; calcineurin-NFAT signaling cascade. The coding region runs from base 300 to 3608 and encodes 1102 amino acids. The transcript has 10 exons. Lineage: Eukaryota; Metazoa; Chordata; Actinopteri; Lampriformes; Lampridae. Gene Ontology annotation, molecular function: DNA-binding transcription factor activity, RNA polymerase II-specific; RNA polymerase II cis-regulatory region sequence-specific DNA binding; transcription factor binding. The record is from RefSeq and is a predicted model, not a curated record.
UUCCCCGUUGCUUCGGUCCAAAGUGCGAGGCUUCGCUUUCCCGAAAGUUUAAGCCGCGGUUUCGACAGAGCAACUGCCGGGGAGAGAAAAGCGAGCGAACCACACUUUUGAUUUGUUGAGGGAGGUUAAUAAUAUAUGCAUCUAUAGCUUUCCGACCCGACGCUCAUCGCCAGAGUUCAGCAAAAAAACAACUUCAGUAUUGGCGUCCCAAGUCGGUAAAUGUUGUUUCACCGUUAGGAGAGCAAUUUACCCCAGCCGUCGACGUUCGAGUGGCGGGUAAACCCGACCUGUCAAACCCGAUGACCACUGCAAACUGUACCGGUAAUGAGGAGCUGGACUUCAGACUGAUCUUCGGAGAGGACGGGCAGCAGCAGUCGUUAGGGCCCGCAGAUCUGGAGCCAGAUGACAAUCCAUCAUUCUACAUCCUAAAUGUAGGCCAGCCCCAGACUGUGGUCACCCACCACCAGUCUGUGGGCCUGCCUCGGCAUGGUAUGCAGCCCCACCCCCAGAUCAUCAGCACCUCUCCACGCCUGCAGCCACACAAGCCAGUCUGUGAGCCUCCAAGCUAUGGGGUGCAGGAUUCCAAGUAUAGCACCUCUCCCCUGGUGCCCUCUGCCCCAUCAGGGCCACCUAAGGCCUUUGAGUGCCCCAGCAUCCAGAUCACAUCUAUCUCACCUAGCUGCCAGCAGGAGAUGGAUGCCAGCGAAGAGGAUCUUAGGGCCAAUGGCCCUGACAGAGACUAUCACAGGGACAGGCCCAUGUCCAGGGACCACCUCUAUCUGCCUCUGGACCACUCGUAUCGGGACUCCUCGCUCAGCCCCAGUCCCUGCAGCAGCCUCUCGUCCAGGAGCUGGUUUUCUGAUGCCUCUUCUUGUGAAUCUUUCUCCCACGUCUAUGAUGACGUAGACUCAGAGCUAAAUGAGGCAGCUGCCCGAUUCACCCUGGGUUCUCCGCUCACCUCCCCGGGCUGUGUGUCCCCUCAAACAGGUGGUGGAGCCCUGGAGGAGCAGCCCCACUGGCAGCACCACCACCCAGCCUUCCACCACUCUCACUCCCUCACCUUGUCACCACGACAGUCCCCUUGCCACUCACCACGCACCAGUGUCACAGACGAGAAUUGGCUGAGCCCUCGGCCACCCUCCCGUCCCUCUUCACGUCCCACCUCACCCUGCGGUAAAAGGCGCCACUCCAGUGCCGACAUCUGUUACCAGGGCUCAGUGUCUCCUCACCACUCACCAACACCAACCCCAGGUCCCUCACCCAGGGGCAGUGUGACGGAGGACACUUGGGUUGGCAGCCCUUCUAUUGGCAUGUCAGCCUUCCAGUGUUGCCCUUCCGAAGCUGACAUACCCUCCAAGACCAGGAAGACCUCUCAGGACAGAACAGCCAUUCAGCCUGGGAAAGGGGAUCUGGGACUAGAUGACCAGGGGAGUGUGCCACCUCAUAUGGACUCUCCAUCAGAGGAGGCACUUCACAGCCUAAAAAAGGAUGGCCCAGGAGACCAGUUCCUUUCGGUGCCCUCCCACUUCACAUGGAACAAACCCAAGCCUGGUCACACACCCAUAUUCAGGACCUCCUCCCUGCCACCUCUAGAUUGGCCGUUGCCCAGCCAGUUUGGCCAGUAUGAGCUGAAGAUUGAGGUCCACCCCAAGGCACACCACCGAGCACACUAUGAGACAGAGGGCAGCCGAGGAGCCGUCAAAGCGACGUCAGGUGGUCACCCUAUUGUCAAGCUCAUUGGCUACAACGAGAAGCCUGUCAACCUGCAGAUGUUUAUUGGAACAGCAGAUGACCGUUACUUGAGGCCACACGCCUUCUACCAGGUGCACCGGAUAACUGGGAAAACGGUGGCCACGGCCAGCCAAGAAAUCAUCAUUUCCAGUACCAAAGUUCUUGAAAUUCCUCUUCUGCCUGAAAACAACAUGUUGGCCAGUAUCGACUGUGCUGGCAUCUUGAAGCUGCGGAACUCAGACAUCGAGCUACGGAAGGGGGAGACGGACAUCGGGAGAAAGAACACGCGUGUGCGGGUGGUGUUUCGAGUCCACAUCCCCCAGAACAACGGGAAGGUGCUGUCACUGCAGGCUGCAUCCAUUCCUGUGGAGUGCUCCCAGCGCUCAGCUCAGGAGCUUCCUCAGGUUGAAAAGUACAGCCUGACCAGCUGUCUGGUCAGUGGGGGGGAAGAGAUGGUCAUUACUGGCUCCAACUUCUUCCCUGAGUCAAAGGUCAUCUUCCUGGAAAAGGGCCCUGAUGGCCGACCACAAUGGGAAGUUGAGGCAAAGGUAAUCCGCGAAAAAACUCAAGGAUCAAGCAUUGUGGUGGAAGUCCCCCCAUACCACAGUAAGACGGUGGGAUCGGCCGUCCAGGUGCAGUUCUAUGUGUGCAAUGGCAAACGGAAAAGGAGCCAAUCACAGCGCUUCACCUACCUGUCAGUCAUGGUGAAACAGGAGCACAGAGAUGAGCUGGACCUUCCCGUUGUGCCCUCUAUGUCCAUGUCCAUGCCCGUGGCGCAUGCUGCCAGCCUGGUGUGCACCCAACUGUCUUCCCCCGAGCAGGGCCACCCAUCGGACAGCCUUCUGUCCAGCUCCCCCCACAGUCUGGCAGCAGGCCCCGGACCCAGCCUGCUUCCCCUGCAGGCCCCCUGCCCCUCCCUGAGCUCCCCGUCUUUCCAGCACCUGCCUCACCUCCAGGGCCGCAGUUUACACCACCCUCCCAUGGACUGCCACAUGACGUUCCACCCUGGCUCUGCUCCUGCUCCUCUUCCUGCCCUGACCCGGCCCUCCUACCAGUCUAUGCAGCACGAACAUAGUCAUGGUCACACCCUGCCCUUCAAUGGCCAGCAAAACCUUCCUCCUCAGGGCUACGAGAGGAUGCCAUAUCCACAGGACCCUGGUGCAGCAUCACACUCUAUCGGUGUGGGCAUGGUAUACCCUGCCUCCUCUUCCUCUUCUGCCCCCUCAUCUUCUACACACAACAACCCUAUUGUUGCAUCUCCCCAUAGCCAGCAGCCCCUUCUCACCCACUCUUCCCCACACCUCCACACAAUUGGGGGCUACCAUUGCUCCCCAAACUCCAACCAGGUGGCCACUCCAGGAGGCCAUUCAUUAGUGGGGCAGCCCUCCUCCCAGCUGCAGAGGGCCAUGGGUUACCACCCUGCAGGUCAAAGGUCAGCCUCUUGCCCUACACCAUCCAGUGCACCUCCACCACGAAUAAUCCCCUCGCCCCACUCCGGGCCCUCCUCCCCUCAGCUCCACUCACUGCCCUAUCAGUCCCCCACCUCACCCUCCCCUACAUCCAGUGGCAGUCCCCUGGGUCCCCUGCAACAGCAGCGCUCAGGACAGCCCUCUCCACAGGCCAGCAGCCCAGUCAUGGCUAGCCUGUCCCCAGCAUCAGGACCCCUAGUCCACCCUCUAGCCCCUCAGGGCCCCUUCCCCACAGAUGGGGAAAGGGUGAACAUCAAGCAGGAGCCAGAGGACAGGGAGCCCACCUUCCGUUCUAUAGGCUUGCAGGACAUCACGCUGGACGAUGUGAACGAGAUUAUCGGCAGAGACAUGUCCCAGUCCCCAGGCGCACAUGGUCCUCCAGUAGCACACAGCCAGAGCCAGUCAUAAGUCGCCCAGGCUGUGAUACACCCUGUUGGGCCACCUGCUUUCCUCUCCAGCCCACAACCCUGCAUUUGUCUAUCGGCACCAUGGACCCCGGUCCUUUUACAGAAAGGACAAGACGCAGCAGGGUGACAAGAACGGAAGAGGCAAUGUGGUCCCGCGAAAAGAGCCUGCAACGCCUCUUGGACCCACUAGACGACAAGUCAGACAAGAACACUCUUUUCUUGUGUAGCCUGACUUUACACGAAAGCUAGUGCGCACACGUAAAUAUGCCGAACAUACUUUAUCUCUUAAUGUGCACAGCUCAGAAGUACAAAGUGGAGUCAGUAAGCAGGAGGAUGCCACCAUACUGACCGCCAGGAGAAUAGUGUAAUGAUGAGAUCUCUGAAAGGCACUUGUCAGAGGAAUGUGCUUUCCUGUCAGUUAUCCUCUGCUCCACAGCUUUCUGUUAGUGCUCAAGCCUGUGCUCAGAUCUUAGAUUAUGUAGACAUGACCUCCUCCUCUUUUGCCGUCUCAGGGGGGUUUUAUCAUUUGGUGUAUGCAAUCUAGUCAGUCCUGUGAAAGCACUGCUGAUGAACUCGACAUUCAACUCUCUGCACUUUGAUUGGAUAGAAAGCCACUUAGUAAAGACAAAUUGGAGCAAAUCGUGGUCUGAAUUCAAUUCUGUAGGGGGCUUAAACACAUGUUGAGUGUUGUCUCCCACUCACCAGCAUCGACCUUAACAGAGAAAGACUUAGCUGGGCAUGUGAAGCCGUGUUGGGAAAGGCCUGCUCAGUGGUGUUGCAGGGAGCCAGAACUGGGAUACGACACACCCGUCCUGUCCACUUUGUGUACAUACUGACCAGAACUGAAAAUGGAAGCAUUCUUUUCUCUAACAGUAUUCAUAGAAUCCCAGUGAUGGCCGUAGUGCUACCAUUUUCUGAUUUUCAUUGAGUAGAAAUGGACAGAAUACCGGCAGGAAAUUGGCAGCAUAAAAACAUUCAGAAUUCAGUUCAAAUGGUAUGAUGGUAAAAUUAACCUAUCUUGUAAAAGGAUAAAAUUAUGAUUCCAGGCACAUACAUGCCAGUCUUUGUGGUGCAGUACAGAUGUAGUAUGGUGAAACUGCAGUGCAGCAUGUUGUUGUGUACUGUCAGAAAUGUGGACACAGCGGUACACUUACCUGGUCAACACACAGAGAGUAAAGCACGUCAUUACAGAUGUGUCAGUCUCCCAGUUUUGUGUUCACAACCGUGACUGAUGACGGCACGGCUUUGGUUCCUUGCCCCCCCCCUCCCCCCUUCUCCUCCCUCUGAAGCACAGCCCCACUCAGGUCUCCAGUGUGUAAGGGCCUGGCAGGGAUGGAGGACCUCCUUUUGCGCUGGACCUCCAGUAUGCAACAUUCCUCAACUUCUAGCGAACUUCCAUCUGUGUAGGUAUCUGUAUAUUCAUGGCAUCUCUUUUCCUCCCCCUGUUUCUCUCCGUCUUCUUCGAGACGAACAAAUGCCUUAUUAACAUUUAGCAGCUUUUAACGGUAGUGAAAGCUUUUUUGUUGAUUUGCACAGGUGACUGAAAGAUCGACCGUAGUUUGGAGGAAACAGAUUUAUGAGGCGCGUCAGUGGAUACAAUAUCAAGGAACCAGUUGAAUUUGCUGCAGCUUUGAAAAGUUUGGCAAAGGAAUGAGUGAGACCGAGCUCUGAACUGAGCCGUCUGCUUGAGGAUUUCUACUCUAACCCCUCUUUCAGUGUGUCCAUGGAGGUGUUGGGAGUUAAGUUGAGAAAUGAUGUUUAAAUGAUCCACAGAGAAAAACCAGAGCCCCUUUGCAAUGUGUCCCGCAGUAUUCCUCCUCAUCUCCCAGGGACCCACGUGUGCCUUUCACUUUCACCGUACCUUCAGUGGUAUGGCAGCUUAGCCCGCGUUAUUUACAACCCAAUUUGACAGUAGCUGUAAAAGAUUUCUGAGUUAUAUAUAUAUAUAUAUAUAUAUAUAUAUAUAUAUAUAUAUAUGACGAUAUCUAUAGACAUUAUACUGCAUAUGUACAUUGUGCCCCCAUACCACUUCUGUAAUGAACAAGGCAAUGUCCCUGAGCUUGGGGAACUCCUGGAUGCUCUUAGUUCUUCCAUAUCCCUUGCAUUUGAAGUACGCGGCAAUGGCCACAUUUGAGUUUGCAUUUCACCGUCGAGCGUUUCUACCAGCCCGCUUCAACACGGUGACGAUUGAAAUGUGUUAAUUAAUCACCUGAUAAUGCAGUGGAGGUAGGUAGCAAUAAAAGGUUUGGAGAGAUUAAAUAGUGUACAUAAACUCUCAACUUUUAAGUGGUUUUAAAACGACCUUUUUCCCCCAGUCAAAUGUGGUCAGAAUGUUCACAAAGGCUGAUGUGGAAUGCUGGAUGUAUAAAUAUUUGUCAUUUUGAUUCUUGCAACUCAAGAAUUUCAUUGGCUGUUUGCCUUAAGCUUCUCAUUGACAAUGAUGCUCUUGCAUGUUUGUUUUUUUUUGUGCAGAGUGUUGCUAAUCAGUUGUCUUUCAAGUCUUGGUGGAAAUGAAAAUGAUUCUGCUAUGCACUAAAACUCUGCCUGAUGCCUUUAAAACGAGAGGAAAAGAAAAAUAGAAAAAAUAAGACCUCGAUGCCUGUAGAAGUAGACUGCAGACUUGUAGAUGCUUGGUCGGCUCCGAUACCUUACGACAGAAGCCCGGACUUUUCGUUCAUCAGUCUGCCUUGUGAAGGACACAGCACGAGCAUCUUAAAACAUUAGAUGGUGUGUUUCUGCUGGUGUCUGUACCAAAUAUGCUGUACAAAAGACAAGCCUUUUGACAGUUCUCUUUCUAUUUUGAUGAUAAAAGCACACAGACGUAUUUAGGCUAUGCAAACCGUGACAGCAAUGAGAUGAUGUGAUUUGACGGAUAGAUCGUAGAACUGUAAUGUCCCGCAUAAACGUCACUGACUGUAUAGGAAAAAAAAACAUCCAAAUAGUGUGUGGUCCAUUUUUGAUGAUGUAAACUCGUAGGAGUGCCUUAACUCCUGUUUAAAUACCAAUCUGACAGUGUGUCUGUAUGCUUUUCUAAAAAAAAAAAAAAAAAAAAAAAAAUAUUUCAAAAAAAAAAACCUCAGUAAUCUGAUUACUUUUGUUUGCUCAUUUUAUGAGUUGUCGGGCGGGAAUCGAAGCUUUGGCAGGGUUUUUUUUGUUUUGUUUUUUGUUUUUGUUUUUUUAAAUAAAAAGCUGGUUCUGUGGCCUAUGUGACUUCAGGAGUGAUUUAAGUUUUUAAAAGAACAAAAGUAAAACCAGCAUUCACGCAAGCGCUCGCUGCCGUUUUCUGUCACAACCAAAGACCGAACAAUAUGUUCCCAUUUUACAUGAUGGUAAGACAACAGACUGUAGAGCUCUAUUUUUGAUACUUCAUUUGAAAGAGAUGUCAUUCCUAAAAAAAGGUUGGGGACAUUUAAAUUUAUAUAAAUACCUAUAAAUAUAUAAAUGUUUUGUAAUAUAAAAAAGGGAAAUACAGGUUUAGCUGAUGUUUACCAAGCCUUGUAUUGCCAUUUCCUGUACAUUUUGUAUUUUAAACGUUUUGUAAUUUUCAAGACUGCAGUGCUUUUUAACAUUAUCUGAAGGGAAUACCUUGCAUUCUAGGCUCUAAAGUAGUGUAUCAAUAAAAAGGAAUAUGUU